This is a messenger RNA of Meriones unguiculatus (Mongolian gerbil), 2679 nucleotides long. Its product is annotated as collagen alpha-1(I) chain-like. NCBI's taxonomy places the organism in Eukaryota, Metazoa, Chordata, Mammalia, Rodentia, Muridae. The record is from RefSeq and is a predicted model, not a curated record. The coding region runs from base 1 to 2679 and encodes 892 amino acids. The transcript has 4 exons.
AUGCUAACAGCCGGGCGGAGGCGCCUGAGGCCGGAGCAGGUCAGGGCUCCCGCCGCGAAGUCCUUCACGCUGUGGCUCCUGGGGGCCUGGCCUGCGGAGACAGCAGACACACGGAGCGUGCUGCACGCCCAGUCGCCUCGGCUUCCCGCCUGCCAGACAGCCCUCGAGUGUCGGCGGGGAAGGGAAGUUGAGGCGGGCCAGGCUGGGAGCAGAGCGGGCCUCGAGGGCGCACAGUCCCAAGCGCGGCCACGGUCUGCAGCGCGGCCGGGCCGGAGCAGUUUGCUCGGGCGAACGUUCCUCUGGCGCCGGGAGGGCGGGCCGCGCAGGGCCUACCGGCCUGCUUCCUUCAGUUGCAGAUGUUCUGCGAGAGGGACGCCCGGCAGGCCACGCCGGAGGCCCAAGGUGAGGCAGCUCGGGCCCCGAGCUCAGGGCGCGUCGUCCCUGCCAAGAUGGCCAGGGCUGGCCCCGGCUCCAGAGCCCGCAGCCACCCUCCAGGCUGACCUCUCGGGACCCCGACGCCCAGAGCUGGCUGAAUCGGGAUCCCACCGCCCCUCGAGGGCAGAGGCGGCCCAGGCCCGGGUGAGGCGGGCAAGAAGACGCCACAGCAGUUGCAAGACGCCGCCCAAGGUCAGGGGUGCCCCAGAGGCGGCCGCCCUCCCUCCUGUGCCCGCCCGGGCCGGGCCUUCUCCCCGCGGAGUCCCACCAGGGCUCGGUGGAGGUGACCGACCGCCGGGGGUCUCGGGUCCCCGAGCACACCGAGUGGCGCGCCCCCGGCCGUCUACUCCGAACCCGGCGGAGGGUGCGGGACUAGGCCUCGAGUUGCUGGGCUCAAGCACAGCCGAGCCGGGAGCCCGUGGCUCCUCCAGCCAAGAAAGGGGUCUACAGCGCCCGCAGCUUCGGAGGAGGCGGGGGAGAGAGCGCGGCCCCGGGGUCCCCCCCCCCCCCCCGGCAGCCCGGGGCGCACGGCCCGCACCCCAGCCCCGCCCACCUGCCCGGGACCCGGGGAGCGGGGGUGGAGAGGGGAAAGGAGCGGCGAGGGCAGCUAGCCCCGACCCGGGCGGCUCCCUCCUUACCUGCCCUCCGCCGCUGGGCUGCUUCACCAUCUACCUCGCGCCCUCAAAACACCCUCCGCGGCGGCCAACCUGUAAGACAGAGCCGCGCAGGGGUUACCCCGGCGGAGGGCCCGGGACCCCGGGUCCCCCUUGCCCCAACUCCCCUCUUCCCGUCUCCAGCUCUUCCCAGGAGCUCGGCGCGUUGCUCCUCCGGGUCUCCCUUCAUUGCACGAAUACUUUGUUUGCAAAGUCCCCCGUGCAUCUCCUCCCGAGACCUUGGCCUCGCCCGGGACUUGGGGGGCUUGGGGUGGGGUGGGGGUCGAGGGACGGAGUUGGGAGAGGGCUCGCUGCACUCCCCGGUGCACCCCGGAGGCGGCGGGGACUGGGGAGCCCCGCGCGGCUUCCCGGCGAGCGAAUAAAUCAAGCGAUUUACCUUGUCGGCGCGCUCGCCUCGCCCGGCUGUUUAGGCCCGGGCCGCCAAUCGGGGACCCGGCGCGGCCUGAGUGACAGCGCGCCGGGCAAUGGCAGCGCGAGCCGGGGUUACCUCCGCGCGCCCCCGCCUCCCCCGGCCCGCGCCCCCUCCCUCGCGCCCUCCCUCCCCGCGCGCCGGCCCCGCCCCGGCCGCGCGCUAACUCUGGGGCUCCAGCGGCCGAGUCCGCUCAGAGCGAGCCGAGGAGGGCGACGGCGCGCGCGGGAGUGGCGGGCGCCGAGGGGCCCCGGGCCGAGGGGGCCCCCGCCCUCGCCGCGCCCCGGCCGCGCUCCGGGGAGUGGCGCGGGGGAGCCGGGCGGCCGGUUGUGGCUGGGGCGCGCGCCGCCGGGGUGUGGGCGCGAGGCUCCGGGCCCCGGGCGCGCCGGCCCCUGGCGGUCCUCGCUGCGCCCCAGGCCCCGGCGCUGCCUCCCCGCGCCCCCGGCCCGCGGGCUCCCGGGCGUGGACCCUCCGUGCCCGGGGAGCCCGGCCGGGGAGUGCUCGGCGCCCCCGGGGCCCCCAGGCCCCGCCAGAGGUGUGCGCCAGCCCGAGCUCCUUCGGGGCCGUGGGGGGCUCAGGCUCCGUUUACGCGCGCUCACCCCAACCCCAGCCGUUCGGCUCUGGGGAAACUUUGUCGCUCACACUCGGUUUGUGCGCGCUCCGGCCCUCGCCUCCCAGGAACGGUGGGGUGGGAAGUGUGGCCACAGACCCGGCCCCUCGCCUCCCGUUCCCAGGCUAACGAGCGAGGCCUCCUCGAAGCCGCUCCCGGCUAGUUCGCACCGGCACACCCCAGUCCCCGCCGAGGGACCCGCUGGGGACGUCUACCUGCCGGGAUCUGCCAACGCGGGGGGGGGGGGGGACCGUUCCCGGCCCAGCCCCGAGCCAGGCCGGUCCCUUCAGGGACGCCUCUUACUGCCUCGCGGGGACCACGUCCGUGCCCUUCCCAGUCCCUUCUCCUCUACUUCACCCGCCUCACCCCAACAGGCGGGAGAAAAGUUUGAGGCUCAUCGGUGCCCGCGGGAGCUCGGCCGCCGGCGGGAGCAGGGCGCGGGGCGGCCAGAGGGAGGGCAGGGGGAGCCCGCCGAGGGAAGGGGGCCGCGGCCGCUCUUCAAAGUGCUGCUCCCCUCCCCCCGGCGACACUUUUCUUUGGAGCCCGAAUAA